Dunckerocampus dactyliophorus (ringed pipefish) is the source of this 5270-nucleotide messenger RNA. It is a transcript of the gene mcf2la, whose product is annotated as mcf.2 cell line derived transforming sequence-like a. Bases 17 to 3694 code for a protein of 1225 amino acids. The record is from RefSeq and is a predicted model, not a curated record. The transcript has 35 exons. Gene Ontology annotation, cellular component: extrinsic component of membrane; cytoplasm. Lineage: Eukaryota; Metazoa; Chordata; Actinopteri; Syngnathiformes; Syngnathidae. Gene Ontology annotation, biological process: positive regulation of Rho protein signal transduction. Gene Ontology annotation, molecular function: protein binding; guanyl-nucleotide exchange factor activity.
ACCUGCGGAGGUGAAGAUGGAACGGGAGGAAGAGGAGGAGGAGGAGGAGUGGGAAACGAUGGGGAGGAAGGAGCUCAGAGGCGAGAGGCUUGUCUGCAUCUCGGCGGCAGAGAUGGCGAGCUACUACACAUACGGCCAGUGCUGCCAACAGCUGCUUUAUGAAAUCCUGCAGACACAAGAUGUUCCUCUGUGUGCGGCACAAAUUGGCUCUGAGCUCCAGAAGCAGUUUGCCACCCUGCCAGGGGGCCGCGGGGCCGACGGCAGCCCCGUCAUCAUCUUCCCAGAAUUCCCAUCUUUCAGCGAGCUGGAGGAAGACGAGCUCCAGAACGUCCUUGGCUACCUCAGUGGUGUCCCCAGCGUCGCAGCAUCACGAGUGGGAUUCAUCCUGGUCAUCGACAGGCGACUGGACCGAUGGGCCGCUGUAAGGGCUACCCUGCUCCGGAUUGCAGGCUCCUUUCCAGGGAAUGUAAACUUGGUUCUGGUGCUUCGUCCCACUACUUUGCUCCAGCGGGCACUGUCGGACUUCCUCUUCAAGUUCAACAAGGAUGAGUUCAAGAUGAAGGUGGUCAUGCUGAGUUCGGUGACCGAGCUCCAUGCCUACAUCGACCCAGGACAACUAACCACAGAGCUGGGGGGCUCGCUGGAAUACUGCCACGAAAGCUGGAUUUCACACCGCACUGCCCUUGAAGCCUUUGCUCUCAUGGUGAAGACAACAGCUCACACUCUGCAGGCCUUUGGCACCGAGCUCGCAGAGACAGAAUUACCCAACGAUGCCGAGGCCACCGCCAGCCUGCUACACGCGCACUCUCUGAAGAAGGACAAAAUGAAGGAGGACCUGCAGGUGGCGCAGUCUCAAGGAGGCCGCCUGUUGGAGUGCAUCAAUGAGCCUCUGCGCACGGACCCAGACUACAGCAUGACCCACGAUGAGCUGGACAACUUAGCCACUGUACAGCGACUCCUGGGUCAGUUGGACGAGACGAAGACGGCAUUUGAUGAUUUCUGGGAGCGGCACCGCGCCAAACUGGAGCAGUGUUUGCAGCUUCGCCAUUUCGAGCAGCACUUCCGUGAGGUACGCUCCCAGCUGGACGUGACAUCAGAGCGGUUAUGCGGCUUCUCGGAGGUCAGCGUGAGCCCCGCCCAUGCCGAGCACGUCCUCCAAGAGCUCAGCGGUCACGAGGAAAAGGCCUGCGACGUUCUGGACUACGCCCUGUCACUGGCCAGCGAAGGCGACAGUCUAAUCGAGAGCUCUCACUAUGCUGAGGACUCCAUUCGGCCAAAGUGCAGUGAGCUGAGAGGAGUGUGUGAAGAGAUCAGCUCCACUCUGAGGACCAAGAAGAACUUCCUGUUAACAGCAAUGGAGCUCCACCAUGCUCUGGAGAAGGCUUCCCGUUGGUGCGAAGAGGGAAUCUUUUUACUGGCAAGCCAGCCGGUGGACCGAUGUCAGUCACAGGACGGAGCGGAGGCAGCCCUGCAAGAACUGGAACGAUACCUGGAGACGGCGCUGCUUCACACCCUCGUCGACUGCAGUGCCAUCUGCUGCCAGUAUGAGGCGGUGCUCACACCUCAGCUCAGGGACCAGGUGGACAGAGUUUUCCAGAAGCAAAGCUCCGUCCAGGAGAUGUUUGAGAAGAGACGCAUCAGCCUGAAAAAACUUGCCGCCAAACAGACACGUCCAGUUCAGCCUGUGGCACCAAGACCGGAAGUCAAGUCCCCGCAGGCGUCUCCCAAUCAACAGAGGAAAGAGAGGAGGUACUCUGCAGAUAACGCCCUCUGCAAGAAGGUGGAGUCCCCCGUACACAAUGGUGGCACCAGACACGCCUCCCUCUCAGAAGAAGAAGAAAACCUGGCUGUGCUGCGACGCCAUGUGAUGAAUGAGCUGCUGGAGACGGAGAGAGCAUACGUGGAGGAGCUUCUGUGUGUUUUGGAGGGCUAUGCGGCAGAGAUGGACAACCCCACCAUGGCUCACCUCAUUCCCAGCACGCUGCUGAGCAAGAAGGACAUCCUCUUUGGGAAUAUGUCUGAAAUCUACCAGUUUCAUAAGAGGACGUUCCUGAAGGAACUGGAGGCAUACACCGACUGCCCUGAACUUGUGGGCCGCUGCUUUUUGGAACGAAUGAAGGACCUGCAGAUCUACGAGGCUUACUGCCAGAAUAAACCUCGCUCUGAGAGCUUAUGGAGACAGUGCUCCGACUGUGCCUUCUUCCAGGAGUGUCAAAAGAAGCUGGAGCAUAAACUCGGAUUGGACUCCUACCUCCUUAAACCCGUUCAGAGAAUCACCAAGUACCAGCUGCUGUUGAAGGAGUUCUUAAAAUACAGCAAAGGCUGUGAUGGCUGCAGCGACCUCCAGGAAGCGCUGUCCUCCAUUCUGGGCAUCCUUAAGGCUGUCAAUGACUCCAUGCACCUGAUUGCCAUCACAGGAUAUGAGGGAAACCUCUCGGAGCUGGGUCGUUUGCUCAUGCAGGGCUCCUUCAGUGUGUGGACGGAGCACAAGAAAGGCCAUGCCAAGGUCAAGGACCUAGCCAGGUUCAAGCCCAUGCAGAGGCACCUGUUCUUGCAUGAGAAGGCCCUGCUCUUCUGCAAGAAGAGGGAGGAGAACGGCGAGGGAUACGAAAAAGCCCCGUCUUACAGCUUUAAACACUCUCUCAACAUGAGUGCGGUGGGAAUCACAGAGAGCGCGAAAGGAGACAACAAGAAGUUUGAGAUUUGGUGUAACUCCAGAGAGGAAGUCUUCAUUGUCCAGGCUCCCACACCUGAGAUCAAAACGGCGUGGCUGAACGAGAUCCGCAAAGUUCUCACCCAGCAGCUCCAAGCCUGCAGAGAUGCCAGCCAGCAGAAGAGCGGAGACUCCCCGAACCACGCCAGCAGCAACGGCUCCAUCUCCCUCAGCCCCUUCUGGAGCAGCAGCCAGAAGAACCAGAAGAAGCCGGAGCCCAGCCCCGCGUCCGACAGCAGCUCUUCACCCAAACACAAAGAUGAGACGGUGACAAGUCUAACCACGGACAGGUCCUCGGUGGCUAAAAAGCGUUUUACUUUGCAGGGCUUCAGCACUCUCAAGAGUCCAAAAGACUGUCUGCCUCCUGGCGGCUCAGCCUUGAGCCCCGAGCACGGCGCCAAGCGCAACUCGGCCAAGAGCGACCCGACUCCGUUUGGGUUCAAAGAACGAGUGUCUCUUGUUUGUUGUCCUCGUCCAGCCCCGCACGUCAGCCUGAGCAAAGUCAAGUGGACCAGCGCCUCGAGUCUGUUGCAAAGCAAGCGGCGAGGUUGGCCCAAGACGUCGCUCUCGGUGGACGCCUCUGAGGAGAACGAUGGCUACUCCAGUGGAGAGGAGCCGCUGAACUCUGACCCCGAGGAUGACGUAGCACAGAAGCUGAUGGUGUUGCCUUUUUCCCCCCUUCAGGUUCCGGGGAAGUACACGGUGGUAGCAGACUGCGAGAAGGCGGGGCCUCAGGAGCUGUCCGUCAAGAGCGGCGACGUGGUGCAGCUGAUCAGAGAGGGCGAGGAGGGGCAGUGGUUUGUGAAGAACCUCCGCAGCAGCAAGGAGGGUUGGGUGGCACCGGCGAACCUACCGGGCCUGAUCUCAGAGUCCAAGUCGUCCCAGUCGCUCAGCAGCUCAGAUGACAGCGUCUCCGGCAACCUCAGCACCUCCUCCAGCUGCAGCGAGACCUACACCAGCUUCUCCGACAUCAAACCCUGACCCGUCCGCCACGGCCGUUUGCUGCAUUUCAACAGAAAACCAAAAGUGUCGGGUGGCGCCGGCGAUGUUGCCGUGACAAGUCUGUGUGUGUUUCACUAUGUAGCAUUGACGCUGGUCCGUGUGGCGCCCCGACGACUGCAGAGAAAACGGGCGUCAAGCUGCAAUCAGGCAAACUAUCACUCUGGAAAUGUCUUUGAGUGCAGCUCAGGCCUCUUCUCAUGAAUAUCCAAUGAGACCUGCGCCCGCGGUCAGCUAGGCCUCUGUCACGUAGACAAAGCAAUCAGAGACGGGACAUGGACCUUGUUCUUUUGUCGGGCUCGCCUCUCAGCUGCUCCGGAUUAACCCCUGAGGAAGCCCGGGGCUGGUAGGUGUGACUGCAUUCCCGCCCCCACUGGGACUGAAGUCUUGAGUGUGCACAUUCUUGCACGUGCAAAACGUCACCAAACAUCACAUUUGAACGCGUAGCCUCAUUAGUCACGCUUAGGGAAUUGUUUCUGCUUAUCUGCCGAGAAAUGUCAUUAUGGGAACUCCAAUUUCUGAUUGUCGUGGGCCGCUGCUUGCUCGUCUUAGGAACAAAAACAGGCUUUGUCCCAGCCCAGCUCAGGCAUUUCAUAGUAGUCACCUCCCUCCGAGCAAGCAGACUCAGACCUGCUCAGCUUGUUUGCACCUUUCAGCCUUCCAACGCUCUUGCUUUAGUACGGUGCUGCCAUGUAGCUCGCUGACAGACGCGUCACCACUUCGUGCAAGAAACGCGUGAGGCGGCGCACCUCUGACAAUCGCCCGGGAACCUUUCGGGCCCUCAUCGCUCACGUUGACUGCACUUGCAAGGCAGUCUCUUGGUUUCAGUUCACGAUAAACGUGCGACAGUGAACCUUAUUGCUCGGAACGGCCCUUAUUUGCCUCCCGUCUCAAUCCGGUGUUCUUGAUGGCUUAUCCUGGUGCUUUUCGUGGAGAACCACUUAAAGCAAAAUGUCUCUCCGUCAAAUCGAAUUCCCCCCCAACACGGAAUGCAUGUCUUCCCAGUGAAAGGACGCGUUGUUCACAUGCAAAAGAUGAAAACUCGGCCAGCGAAUCUCAACCGGAAGCUGUCCUUGUGUGUUGGUCAGUGUAACACAGAAGUGGAUGUAGCUGUUGUACAAAUGUGUUCUCUCUCGCCACACACACACACACACACACACAUAUAUAUAUACAUACAGGUAUACCUCACAUGUAUUCCUCCUCAAGAGCAUGCUAGUCAUGAAGAGGAUUUUUUUGUGAGUCUUUUGUGCAUCGUCACUCAAACAUUUGUACCAGCUAAUACAUUACGAGUGGUUAUUUUCUGCCCCACACGGGCACUAAACUUGUCAGUGUUUGAUCACAAUCAUUUGUACUUUCAAGGCUGGAGAAAUUGGUUAUAUUUUCUAGUUUGUUUUUAUGCAGCACAUUGCAGCAACCACGGUCUUUAUUUUCCUACUGUAUAUCUGCUGAUUAUGGCAUUGAUAUAAAGCUAUUAUCUGUGUAUAUUUGUAAAUAUGUAUUUCUUUAUUGUAUGUAAAAUCAGAAGCUGCUUUAAUAAAGUCUGAGAUGAUUUCCUCUA